GGGGGUGGCAUUGUUGAUUGAGAUGUCCGGGAAGAGGCGCUCGGACUUGGGGUGGUGAUUUAUUUGGGAGUGCAAACACCAGAUGUAAAUGAUGUUCAAGUAUCACAUCCGCAUGGUUUGCAAUGACCUGAAGGUGCUGGUUUUGAUGAGAUCUUUCGCGAUGCAGAGGAGCGAGCAAGAUUUGGAGACGGGCCGGAGAAGGGGAGGAGGUGGAAGAGGAGGAGAAGAAGAGGGAGCAGGAGGGGGAGGACGGCUGGCCAGAUUGGGAUGCGGCUGGCCUCCCUUUCCCAAUUGCUCGUCCCGGUCCGACGAGGAUUGUUACGGGUCGAACGGUGCCGGGGCUGGAGGAGGAUACGACGACAAGGGGAGGAAUGGUGCGCUCCAAACCGGCAUGGACUCCGUGUCCCUGAGCAGCAGCGACAGUGGAAUGAGGAGCCCUCUGUGCAGAAUCUGUUUCCAGGGACCAGACCAGGGUGAUCUGCUGAGCCCCUGUCGCUGCGAUGGCUCUGUGCGUUGCACCCACCAGCCGUGCCUAAUCCGCUGGAUCAGUGAGCGAGGCUCAUGGAGCUGCGAGCUCUGCUACUUUAAGUACCAGGUCUUGGCCAUCAGCACCAAGAACCCCCUGCAGUGGCAGGCAAUCUCCCUCACAGUGAUUGAAAAGGUGCAGAUAGCCGCAAUCAUCCUUGGCUCCCUCUUCCUAAUUGCUAGCAUCUCCUGGUUAAUUUGGUCCUCCCUCAGUCCGUCGGCUAAGUGGCAGAGACAGGACCUGCUCUUCCAGAUCUGUUACGGGAUGUAUGGCUUCAUGGAUGUCGUCUGUAUAGGCCUCAUCAUUCACGAGGGAUCGUCUGUGUACCGAAUCUUUAAGCGCUGGCAGGCUGUGAAUCAACAGUGGAAGGUACUGAACUAUGAAAAAGCCAAGGACCUUGGGGAAGCCAUUAGUGGGACAAGCAAGAUAGGGGGAAGGAAUUCACGGACGAACCACUCGUCAAACAAUGACAGGAGUUCCAAUCAGCGCACUGGAACCAUUUUGAACCAUCACUGUGGAUAUACCAUCCUGCACAUUCUCAGCUAUCUGAGACCGAGCAACCAUCAGAACAGUAACAACACAAACAGAGAGCUGGUCAUGCGAGUUACAACUGUCUGAGGUUAAAUAAGAGAGACCACUCACUGAACCUCAUUUAAAACAAAGACAACCAAAACUUUAAAAGUACAUGCGACAAAGCCAAGUACUGCUGGGGCUGUGAGAGUGAAUUAAACUGAAGGCUCAGAAUGGCAACAGCAGUGCAAUGGGCCAUGCUGGGCCUCAAUCUCUACGUCUGGAGUCUGCCAUCUUUAUUGUUUUCUAAACCAUUUUUUAAAAAUAAAAACUUUCUCCUUAAACAAAUUAUGGGGGGGGGAGGGUGUGGGUGGGGGGAGUGGAACUGACUCGGAGAGGAAUUGAACGCAAGAUAGUUUGUUGAAAAAACAACCAAAAGAACAGCGUGCAAUAACGAACGUCAGAUCCAGGAUGCUGUGGGAUUUUGGCAAUAAGUUCCCUGUGUACUUAAACUUUAAGUUAAUGCAUGUCACUGUUUCUCUUGUCUCCUGUCUCGAAUCAGGAGGCAAUUAAUUUAUAUGCAAAUGGUGGACGGCAAAUAAAUUUCUGUUUUUUUAGGAGGGUGUUUCGGAGAGCUGUAAAUAUAGAUCUGUGAGGAUUAUUGGGACAUCAUUUAUACAGUCUCCCAACUCGGUACUAUGGAUUGUGUUCUAAUGUACCUGUGGGAGUUUCUAUCUUGCUCCAAUAAUGUCUAUACUGAUAUGUAAAUGAGCGUCCUAUCUUGGUACUGUGAAGUGUAUUUUAAUAUGUACAAGAGUGGCCUAACAAGGUACCGCAGAGUGCAUUUGAAUAUAUAUAGGAGUGCCCUAUCUUGGUUUCACAGAUUGUAUAAAUAUCCAAUAAAUUCAAAUUGGUAAUCCUCAAAAGCAAAUAAUGUAUUCUAAUAUGUGCAGGACACUUUUUAUAUAUUAAAAUACAAUUCGGUAUAAA
Molecule: messenger RNA, 2026 nt
Organism: Amblyraja radiata (thorny skate)
Lineage: Eukaryota; Metazoa; Chordata; Chondrichthyes; Rajiformes; Rajidae
Product: E3 ubiquitin-protein ligase MARCH9
Exons: 5
Coding region: 89-1144 (351 amino acids)
Biological process (GO): protein ubiquitination
Molecular function (GO): ubiquitin-protein transferase activity; zinc ion binding
Source: RefSeq, a predicted model, not a curated record